Messenger RNA from Paramecium sonneborni, 1397 nucleotides. The record is from the annotation of a GenBank genome assembly. Lineage: Eukaryota; Ciliophora; Oligohymenophorea; Peniculida; Parameciidae.
AUGAAAUAAGAAGAUAGUGAAUCAUUAACAGAGAGUUAAGUACUGUUAUUUAUGAAUGAGAAGAUGAGAGAGGAAGGAAUGCUUGAUAGAAUAAAAUUAUAAGUUAGAAAAGAAAUAGUUGAUAAAUUGAUGCAAGAACCAAAAUAGAAAAAAUAAAAAAGAUUAUUUGAUUUAAAAGUGGCAGAUUGUUUUGUUAUUAAUUUUUUAUAAAGUCAAAAUUUCCUUUGCACAGCUGAAAUAUUUAUAUAAGAAUGCGGAAUAGAUAGAAUUGAUAUAUUACAAACAUAAGAAUUACUUUAAUUACAUGGUUUAACAAUAAGAGAUUAUGAAUAGCAUUUAUUUCAAUUAUAAUAAGGAACAAUAUCUGCAUUAGAGAUAAUGAGAAGUGUAAUAAAGAGAAAAUAUCAUAUUGAAAAGACAGAUCAUUCUUGUUAAACAGAUGAAAGGGAAGAAACUUAUGAAUAAAAGAUGAGAAAUUUAGAAACAGGAUUUCUUAAGAAAAUUAAUUAUUCUAGAUUACAUGAUAUGUAAACAAUUGAAGAGAGGGUAUUUUUAUAUAUUUUAUAUUUUAUUAGAUGAAUAAUUUAAGAAAAGAUAUAGAAUCAAAAUAUUAAGCAAAAUUAGAAUCAGAAAUAAUACGUUUAAAAGAACAUGAAAUGGAAAUGAUUAGAUAAGAAGAAAGAAUUCGAUAUGAAAAAAUGUUAAAAUAAAUGAAAUCAGGUGCAGAUGAAGAAUAUUUAGAAAAAUUAUAAGAACUUAAAAAAAAAGAAGAAGAAGCUUUAAUAAGAAUUAAUGCAAAAUUAAAGGCAAUAGAAUAAGAUAAAUUUGAAAAGUAAUAAGAAAUAUAAAGGUUUAUAAUAAUAAUAUUUUAAUUUAGGUAAUUACAUGAAUUAGAAUAAGAGAAAAUUAAAUAUCAUAGACAUAAAUGUUUAGAUUCAGAUGUUGUCAAAUAAGAAUUAGCUGAAAUGGAAGCAAUUAAAAUGGAUCUUAGAAAAGCUAUUGAUGAAUAUAAAAAAAGUAAAGAAUCUUUAGAUUAAUAAAAUAUUAAAUAAGCAGAAAUGUUAAAUGAAUAUUGGAAAGAAAAGAUUGCUAAAGAAAGAGAAGCUAAAAAAGAAGAAGGAAUUGAUGAUGAUACAGAUUGGGUUAAAUAUUAAAAGGAUAAUUGUUCUAGACUUUAAAAAUAAAGAGAAUAUUUACUAAGUGAAAAUGAAUCAUUAAGAUAAGAAAUUAAUGAACUUAAUUAUAAAAUUUAAGAAAUUCAAAAAGAAUUAGAUAAAUGCAGAAAUGAAUUAAUGUAAGCAAAAGAUGAAAGAGAUAUAGAACAUAAUUAUUGUUUACGUUUAGAAGGUUAAAUUAGAAUUAUUACCUAAAUUAAUGAAAGAAACAGCAAAAUAUGA